Molecule: messenger RNA, 4423 nt
Organism: Triplophysa dalaica
Lineage: Eukaryota; Metazoa; Chordata; Actinopteri; Cypriniformes; Nemacheilidae
Exons: 4
Coding region: 415-4062 (1215 amino acids)
Biological process (GO): inhibitory postsynaptic potential
Cellular component (GO): postsynaptic density
Source: RefSeq, a predicted model, not a curated record
GAGAAAGAGUGACCUAGUAUGUAUGUGUGUGUACGUGUGAGAAAGAGAAGGAGAGAGAGAGUGCACAAAGCUGAGGACACUGAUCAAUGCAUCUUUGUACUUGCUGCCUCAGCAAUCGAAGGUGAGAGCAAAUCAAAACAAAUCAAAAGCAGACGCCUCCAGAGAGGAGCGAGACGCUGCUGAACGGCAUCCAAUCAGCAUCUGAGGGACCAUGAUUACUGUCUGCGGAGAGCUGGAGAAGUGACAGGGAAGGCAGGUGCUGUGUUUGAAUACAAUCUCAAGUGCAGAUUUGAGUCAUAUUAGAGAGACUCCUCGCUGUCCCCACUUACUGGACAACUGGACCUUUUCUGGAUACUGAAACCUUCAGAUAAACACCUGCAACAUGUCGAGAAGAUCUGGAGUUCGGGUCUUAAGAUGUGCAUUAUAGUUGUCAAACGCAUCGAUUUAUACCCAAUUCUGCCUGAGCCAGAUAUACUUGAGAUGGGUAGACGGGCAGCUGACCACACUACCCCUGUGCCAGUUCUUGGAGAACCUGCGCUGGUAGGAACACGUGGUUGGAGGACAGUGGCAAAUGAGACCAGAAGUAUGGCAGCUCUGACAAUGUCUCAUCAUUGUAAUAUUGGAGUGCAGACGUCGCCUGCGAUACGAAACAAUCAGUCUUAUCUGGAGGCCAAACAAAUGGACACAAUCAUGCCACCUAAUGGCCACCUUCCAAAUGAGGCUGUGAUGAAUGACGAAGGUGGAAAAGACAAAACAAAAAGCAUCAUUAAUAAUAGAAAGAGUUUGGAGAACAAAAUUAAAAAGGGUGUCACUUUUGAAGGACUGGAAAGUGAUAUUUCUUUGCAUACAAACAGACAAAUUAAAUCCAGUCCUGUAGUGAGGGGCGUAGCUACCAGCAAAGUAAAAUCCAAGUGGAAUUGUCACAUUACCAAUGGGAGUGUGGUUGACUCUGAAGUAAUGGGUGGGAUCAGUAGUGAUGUCACCGAAGGGGUGGAGCCAGCUACAGGACAGAAACCUCCUCGCUCUCGAAAGGAAAUGUUAACCUUAUGCUCCAUGUCCAUCUGCAGCACUUGUGGAGGAAGGCAGAAUCCGGUUCCUCCUGCACUUUUCAGCCAAACCAAGACAAUUACCCCACCAACUUCAGUUGGUUCUUUGGGAUCUCCACUUUCGCAGUUCCAUUCAUACAUGCAAAUUGAAAGACAAAUUGAUCGGAGUACUGCACGGUCAGACCAGCAUCCCAUCACCCCAAACCUUCAUCCCUACCUCAAUGUGAACAUAAACAAAAACUGGCCAUUAUCUCUUCUGACUGCUCAGCAGAGUGAAGCAUCAAACCUUACUAAUCAUCAUACGGUCAAAUGGGAAUCUUGUGCUGACACACACAUUAAUCUCACCGGUCACACAUCAGUUCCACAGACACACACACUCGCUGUUAGUGUGAUAGAGGACAAAACUCCGUCAAGGGUGGUAAACGCACCUUUGAACCGGAACAAUCAGAAGCCUUCUGCACAUCUAAACACAUGUCCACCAAGACCCCCUCUGACUCCGCACCCUACCCACGUGCCCAAAGAUGGCCUCACUCAGAAACCAGUAUCAAGUACAGAGGUGACCAGCACACCACAUGUGAACGCACACCUCAGAUCAACUAAACAGUCCAACCUAAAUGAGAAACAGCUAAACCAAGAAAACCAGCCGGCACCCUCACAGUCUGAAUCUCAGAGCAUACACAAACCACAGAAUAAGACACACAUCAAACCUUUUCAAUCCUCAGUAAAACAACAGAUAUUCGCUCAAACCAACCCGAAAGCCGAAACUACCACUUGCGCAUUACAAAACCAGAAACAACAUAGUUUAAAAAAUACAAGCAUAAAAAAUACUAGCACACUUUUUAAAUGCUCUGAUACAUUACAGUCAAAUCAGAUAAGCACAGAUUCCAAAUCGAAUACUAAAUCCUCCACAUCUUUUCAUUUACAUUCAAACGUUAAACAUCAAACUACAUCGCAGAGUUGUGCAAAUAAAGGUGUCAUAUCCCCAAAUGCUUCCAUUGUACCAAAACAGAAUCAAUUCCCUAACGGGUUACACUUCAAAUCUGACACGCACUCUAAACCGUCGAUGUUCUCGCACACGAGCAUUAAGCCUCAAAACGUCACGCAAAUCUCUACUGACAAAGACACAGAAUCCUCGGCCGCCUCUCCUCCUGAAUUACAUUCACAAGUUCCAUUGGUAAAUCACACACAUACACACUCAGGGCCUCACAGAGAAGUACACUCGUGUUGUCAUGCGUCGAUGCACGCCGACACAAAUCCAUCUCAAAACGCGUCUUCGCACACGAACACACACAAGCAGCCUUCCCAGACAUCCUCUCAUGCCAGCGCUCACAGAAAACACACCAGCAGCGCAUCCCUGCGGGGUAUAACCUCAAAUAAAGCCACGCUGUCAUAUCCCCACCCUGAGUCAAAAAGCCAGAAUGACACUCAAUUGUUUUUACAUGACCCAAAUACGACAGCCCAUCACCAGGCGCCAUUUACAACACAAACAAUCGACCAUCAAAACCUCUCAAAUGCAUUUACAGCCACUCAGACUAAGGUGGAGAAUCAGUCGCACACCAAAGAAUGUUCCCGAACGAGCCCCGGGGUCAAAACAGCCUCGCACUCUCUAUGCGUUUAUUCAAACGCACAGUGCAGGCAGACAGAGCCCGAAGUUCUCAGACGUUCUGUCCUAAAUCCGCUGAGUAAUGGCACUCUUGAGUCCUCAUUACUGGCCAUUUCAUCCACUAGGGCUUUUCCUCCAACUGACUCAAACGCCAAGACUGGAUUUAAGUCUUUGAGUGACGAGUCAAGGAUUCAAGGGAACGCUAAAACAACAGAACCAGAUCAUCAAACGAUCAAUGCCUCGCAACCCAAACAACCACUUAGGCCUCCAAACAAACCACCCCCUUCUAUGACCCAGAGAGCACAAAUCGCACCUCCAAAGCCUUCAUCCGCACCUCCACCAGCUCCCGUUUUUACAUUUGUAAUGGAAGACUCUGACAACGGCCCAAAUGCAGUCUCUAAUCGACACCCGCUUCCAUCACCCUCAGACAAUUCGCCCCGAAACUUGUCCCUCGGACACGCGCCUAUGCAGCACAAACAGAAUGUUGAUAGUCUUAAGAAUGCCAAAGCACAGAUGGAGUUUCAUUCCGGUUCCAUCUCACAGGCUGUUGGGUCCGUCUCAAAUGAACGGUGUUCCCUAACGCACGACCACCCUCCUUCUGCUGUCCGGUUGCUACCCGCAUCGCCCCAAUGCAGCAGACCACGAGACAAUAAGCAAAGAUUAGAGACAGUGGAGGUGAAUCUGCAGGCCAACAAGGAGAGAAUCACAACUCUGCUCAACAUCAUCCAGGACUUGGAGAUGAGCCAUGCGCUUAGCAAAGGUCGGAGAUGUUUUCGUACUGGCCAAGACCUAAGUGACUGUCCCACUUGUCAGAAAACUGCGUGUGCCGUCUACAGUGUGGAGUACGAUUUCCGUCAACAGGAAAGACGAUUCAAGGAUUUAUUCCAGAGCCUGUGCCCUCGAUCCCCAGAGAGAAGAAGAGAUGAAGGAUACGAAGGAUCUCUUUCUUUACUCGCCACACUCAUUCAAAACCACAAAUUACAUCAACUCAGCAUCAACAUUAUGAGCCAAACGCAAUCUGAUAGUCAGAGUCAGCCUCAGAUUAUUUCUCAGAUUAAGUCUCAGAUUCAAACUCAGUCUCAGACUGAGAGUCAGCCUCAUACUAUUUCUCACAGUCAGACUCAAAAUCAAUCUCACAUUAUUUCUCAUAGUAAAUCUGAGAUUCAAUCCCGUAGUCAGUGUCAGAUGAUGCCACAGAUUACAUCUCAGGCUCAGUCUCAGAUUAUCUAUCAAAUUCAGUCUCAGAAUUUGUCUCAGACACAAGCUCAAUAUCCGAUUAUGCCUCCGUUUCAGUGUCAGCCUCAGAUCGAAUCUAACCCCCAGAAUCACCCACUGUUGAAAGACAAAAUCAAAAGAAAGAAGUUAUACAGAAAGCUGUUCGGCUGGCUACCCCGCAAAAUCCAAAUGAAGUGACUACGUCAGGCCAAGUGUCUGAUUUUCAUGCAUGACUUUCUACCCUCUGGUUUGUGAAGUCUCAACCCUUUUUGGUUUUAAGGCAGUAUGAAGUCUGACUUAUCUUUUUUGGAAUGGAGCAAUAUUCCCUGACAUUCUGUGACUGUGAACUGCCUUGCCAAAUACCGUGCAGCAUUACCAUUACAAUUGAACUAUAAAUGCACCAGAGUUUGGAAUACCAUGACGCUUGCUGUGACUAAGCAUAAAGGGCUUCCCCCCUCAAAAUAAGGCGUGAUGUGAAAUUGUUGAACACAUCACUUCAUUUAUGAUCUUACAAGAGGACAGCUAUCAUGUGCUAGGGGUAAAAAAAGUGUGAUGUUUU